This is a messenger RNA of Drosophila hydei, 1641 nucleotides long. Its product is annotated as saccharopine dehydrogenase-like oxidoreductase. Gene Ontology annotation, biological process: glycolipid biosynthetic process. The coding region runs from base 301 to 1596 and encodes 431 amino acids. The transcript has 2 exons. Gene Ontology annotation, cellular component: plasma membrane; mitochondrion; lipid droplet. The record is from RefSeq and is a predicted model, not a curated record. NCBI's taxonomy places the organism in Eukaryota, Metazoa, Arthropoda, Insecta, Diptera, Drosophilidae.
ACCAGUGUGAUUAUCGAACUGAUUCGAUUAUUCACAUGUCUGAUGACCAAAUGCGACUAGUGAAAAUGAUUGUUUUGAGAUUAAUGCGCAACCAACACCCUAUCAUUUAUAAUUGCCCACUUAAUAGCUACGGAGGUAUGAUUACACACCGCCGAGCAAAGUACAUAAUCAGAAGUCUAUCAAUAUAGUUAGCUUGUUCUUACUUUCAGCAACAUUCGAGUCCAGAAUUCUGAUAACAAACUGUUCCUGUCAAUUGACACGUUUUGCAUAUUUUGAAGUCCGACAUUGACCUUGAAAAAAAUGGCAACUGAACGGUUAGACGUGAUUAUUUUCGGUGCGUCAGGCUUCACAGGCAAAUACACUGUCUAUGAGGCCGUAUCCGUACUGAAGGAUCUGAAAUGGGGUAUAGCAGGACGCAGUCGGGAGAAGCUUCAGGCGGUGUUAAAGGAGAUGGGAGCCAAGGCCAAAAAGGAUCUGUCGCAGACGCCCAUUUUUAUUGCUGAUGUCAAUGAUGAGGCUUCACUGCUUAAUAUGGCCAAGUCCUGCCGUAUCGUCGUUAAUACCACAGGUCCAUACCGAUUUUACGGCGAGAACGUAGUACGUGCCUGCAUAAACGCUGGCACCCAUCAUGUGGAUGUAAGUGGCGAACCUCAGUAUAUGGAAACGAUGCAAUUGAAGUAUAACGAGCUCGCCAAGGAGCGCGGUGUGUACGUGAUCAGCGCAUGCGGCUUUGAUUCCAUACCCGCAGACAUGGGCAUCGUGUUUGUGGAGAAGAAUUUCGAUGGCGUCGUUAAUUCCGUGGAGACAUUUUUGGUAAGUGGCGUAAAAGGCGACAGGCAAGCAUCCGAUGGCAAGGCUGGUAUCAACACUGGCACAUGGCAGAGCGCUGUUUAUGGACUGGCACACGCGAACGAGCUGCGUGGCAUACGUCAGAAACUUUACCCGGAACGACUUCCCAAAUUCUUUCCCAUCCUGAAGCAUCGCCCGUUGAUAUUCCGUUCCAAAGAAGUGAACAAAGUGUGCCUGCCUUUUCCGGGCUCGGAUCGCUCUGUGGUCAUGCGAUCACAGCGCUUUUUAUAUGAACACGACAAGAAGCGUCCAGUCCAGAUGCAUGCCUACAUUGGUUUUCCUUCAUGGCUAGCAGCCAUUGUCGUGGCUCUCUUCGCAACAUUCUUUGGUUUGAUGGCUAAAUUUGAGUUCGGCCGCAGUUUAUUACUCAAGUACCCGAGCUUACUUUCUGGUGGCUUCGUCUCACCCGAUGGCCCCAGUGAAUCUCGAAUGGAACGCACCUACUUUAAAAUGACCAUGAAAGCGACAGGCUGGCCCAGCUCGCAGCGCCUGGCCGAAGGCACAGAUCAGUACACGGACCCCCCAACAAAGACUCUUAUGGUCAGAGUUUCUGGUCCGAAUCCUGGCUAUGGUUCUACGUGUGUCGCUCUGCUCUCCACAGCAGUUACCAUCCUACGAGAGAGCAACAAAAUGCCAAGCACCGGCGGUGUACUUCCCCCCGGAGCCGCAUUUUCAAAAACCAGCCUUAUUAGCGAACUGGAGAAGCACGAGCAUGGCAUAAAGUUUGAAAUUCUGGCCAACAAAUAAAUGUUGCAAACCAAUUACAUUGCUCGCAUAUAUAUAUAUAUAUAU